Molecule: messenger RNA, 1427 nt
Organism: Spodoptera frugiperda (fall armyworm)
Lineage: Eukaryota; Metazoa; Arthropoda; Insecta; Lepidoptera; Noctuidae
Exons: 7
Coding region: 167-1000 (277 amino acids)
Source: RefSeq, a predicted model, not a curated record
GCAGGCGCGCCGCAUGCGCCCUUGCAGCAGGAUCACUUCAUACUUGAAAGUUUUCAGUCGGCGCGCCACCACGGAGUCGCGCGGUGGUCGCGUGUCAGCCUCCCUUCUCCCACUUUCCCUCGAGUGCGAAAACAUCCGGGAAACAUUUGACAAGUGUUGAGAGACUAUGAACUAUUCAAUACACUUCGUGUUCCUCAUACUGUGCUCAAAAUGUAUUGCGGUGAACAUAAACCGAAUCGUGGUCCCGCCUCUAGUGGAGCUAGGCACGGAGUCAGUGAUCCUAGACUGCGACUACAACACAGGCAAGACCCCAGGCCCAGGUCUCGUCAUAAAGUGGUUCUUCAACGGGUCCACCGGCCUCGUCUACCAAUGGAUACCACCGCUACAACCUCAAGUUAUUGGACUUUUAAAAGGAAAAGUCGAUAUGAGCUUUAAAAUCUCGAAUGAAUCGUUACAGGCUUACAGAGCCAUUAAAAUAAUAAACCCGGGGACACACCUCAGCGGUAACUACACAUGUGUGGUGUCCACAUUCAUAGCAGAAGACAGUCAGACGAGAUCCAUGUUAGUGUACAGUCCGGGAAAGAGUUUCCAAUUUGACCAGGAGAAGAAAUACGUAUUCUUAGUUACUUUGAAAUGUGUAGCGGAGUAUUUAUAUCCUCGGCCCGUGAUGACUAUUUUAUCAAAGGGUAAACCACUGGAACGGGCGAUCACGGACAUGAGAAUGGACUCCUGGGGCAUGUACACCGUGGAGACCACGGCCCUGGUUCAUGAUGAUGACGUCACCAGCCCUUGGGAGGAGUUCGUCUGCGUAUUGAGCCUGCCUUUAGCUAAUUACACUAGUAAUAGAACUACUAUUUAUUAUCCAGGUCUUAUGCCGACGCAUAGCGCAAGCAUAGAAGUGAAGAAACCUAUGGAACAUCAAGCUAGCAAUAGUUCAACGCUCCGGCUCGGGUGCACUUUACUAGUCACUUUAUUAUUAAGUAUUAACUUUACUCUUUAAUGAACUAAGUAACGCUGUACAUAGUAAUUUGGUCUAGAAUAAAAUCUAUGAUUUUAAGAAAGACUUAGUCUUUUAGGUUAUUCAACUUUAUUUGCUCUUUCGUAAACUUUAGGAAAAUAUUAAAUUCUUUUGCGUCUACCCUAGUUUGUAACUUAAUACUUUUUUGUAUAAAGCUUUUUGUACUAAAUAUUGUUUAAAACGUUUACAAAAUCUGUGAUAAUUAUGUUUAAAUGUCGACAAAAAGUCAUGAUGUACCUAAUUGUAUGAGAUAUUUCAUUUUCAUUAUUAUACAUACGAUGUAAGUACAUAGGAUAAUAACGUUACUGUAUUACUUUUGACAGUAUUAUGAAGACAGAAACUCAACCGGUACUGAUUGUAGCUUUUUGAUAUUAUACAAACUGUAAAUAAAUUGCUUAAUGUACCUCCA